Messenger RNA from Coffea eugenioides, 2367 nucleotides. RefSeq lists its product as uncharacterized. The transcript is spliced from 6 exons. Lineage: Eukaryota; Viridiplantae; Streptophyta; Magnoliopsida; Gentianales; Rubiaceae. The record is from RefSeq and is a predicted model, not a curated record. The coding region runs from base 369 to 1418 and encodes 349 amino acids. Gene Ontology annotation, biological process: Golgi vesicle transport. Gene Ontology annotation, cellular component: membrane.
AAAAAAUAAAAAAUAAAAAAACUCAAAAAGUAUAUAUGUAUCACAACAGGAAAAAAAUGAUAAAUCCGAACAAUACCGUAAUUUGAGGUUAAUUCCAGAUAGAUUAUCCAAUACCUUUUCCUCUCGCGCCUUAAAUUCUUUCUAUUUUUAUUUCUGAUUUGGAUAAUUGAAUACAGAUAAUCUAUAGAUCUGGAAUUUCUAUUUUUUUUUGCCGGAGAUUCUAAUUCUUUUUAGCGAUUUUUUGAUUUUAGGGUUUAUUUCUUUGAAACAUUCUUUUUGGUGUAAAUUAUUUGUAUUAUUUUUUGGAAAAUCAAAUUAGAGGAAGAAGUGAGCGAGACUGAAAUCUUGGCAAUUAGGUUAAUAAAAAUAUGGCUUCACAAUUUGAUCGGUGGGAAAAAGAUCCAUUCUUCUCUGCCGCCGAGGAGGUUCAGGAAUCUGCCGACAGGAUGGAGUCAACUUAUAGGACAUGGAUUCAUUCUAUGAAGGAUUCCGGCAGUCUUUGGAACUCCGAUGAGCUUCGUAGAGACCUUCGUACUGCCCUUGGCACGACUAAAUGGCAGUUGGAGGAAUUUGAACGAGCAGUUAGUUCAAGCUACACGAAUAAUGCAGCUGAUGAUGCCAAGGAUAGACAUAGGGAGUUCGCUAUUGCAAUCGGGAGCCAGAUUUCAAAGGUUGAAGCCUCGUUAAAUGAAUCAGCUGUUUCUCGGGGAAAACCACCAAAUCCAUGGGUACAUCUGGAUGAGGGAGAAAGUGACGAGCUGGCUUUGUUUCUCUCAGGACCGUCAGCGUCCUUUUCUGGGGAUAAAAACUUUGGAAGACUCCAUGGUAGAGAGCAGCAAAUAGCAAAUUUGCAGGAGGGUGAUAAGCAAUCAGAACUGAAGCAUCCUACAAAUUCUUCUCAUUCUUUGGAGUUGGGGCAACUGGAGAGUAAGGAGGUGAAGUUGCCUGGGCACCGCAGAACUGCUAGUGCUAAUGCUGACAUGGGUUACUGGAAGGUUUCAGUUGCCGAGGAUGCAUUGCCUCAGAGUUCACCAGAUGUUCAAUCAGAUCUACCACCGCCAAAGAUUCCGAGCUUUUCUGGUUUUCUGAAUACGAUAGAAUCUGCAGCUAAGUUGAAGUGGUCAAAGAAUGGUUAUAGGAAAUUGAAGCUUUCAGAUCACCAUCCAGAAGCUGAUACUCCAUUACCUCGAACUCAGCCCUUGACUCGAGGCAUUAACUUGUGUUACGAGAAGAGUAAGAGUUGCCUUGAGGGUUGUGAUGAAUGUUAUGAUAAGCAACUUUAUGGUUGGUAUGGCGCCAUCCAAAGACAGCUCCAAAGAUCUCAGUAUCACAUGCAGUAUAGUAGACCCAUGCAAGUCGUCUUUUCAGCUGUCAUCCUUCUCUGUGUGAUUGUUUUAUUGGCAUCUCGUGGGUUCUGAAGAACACUAUGAUCCUUGUAUUGGCAGUCACGGAGGACCAGAUCGAAAUUAUUCACCAUUUACCUUCUUAUUUCGGAGAUUCCUUGAACCCCCGCAAUGCCUCAUGGGUUAAGGUUCUCUUAAAUAAUUUCUACUUUCUAGACGACCACCUUAAUAGUUUCACCAUUUACCCUUCAACCUGCUCUAGCUUAGCUUCUUUUCGGGUUGGAGCAGUGUCCGCUGUCCACUUCCACUUGUACUACUGGAUAACGCCUUGCUUGAAGUACCCUCUCUUUAAAGGCGCUUGGCUAGCUGAGGGCCAACCGGACCUGGACCAACUGCCUUCACUUCAGAUACCUUUUUGUGUUUGAGAUUGGAAGUGCAUGUAUGGCUGCUAAGAUCCUACCUCACCUUAAUUGGGCUUCUGAAAUUCCAUCUGCUUAAAAGGAAGUCACGCUGCCCAACUUUCUGGCACAGCUUAUUUACUCUCACAUCCUUCUAUAGAAGAAGAAAGGCAACGGGUAUACUAGACGCCCACAAUGUAAAUGUAGCAGCAUCAGGAGAGCAGCAAGCAGUGCUUGCUCAUGGUUUUGGGACUGAUCAGUUUAUAUGGAAGUGCUUGGUGUCCCAUCUGCUUCACGACCAUCGUGUUGUCCUCUUCGAUAACGUGGGAGCAGGUGCGACAAACCCCGAUUAUUAUGAUUUUGAACACUGCUCCACCGUCGAGGGUCAUGCAUUUGACCUCUGGGCAAUCUUAGAGAGAGAGAGAUCCAGGAGUGGGCAUAUCUGGAGAUCUAAAUGCGUGCCUGUCCUCUUUCUGCUGCAGAAGUACCAUCGUUGGUUGCAUUUGCUGUGUCAGGUUGCAUGUUUACUUAGGUUUGAACAGUUGUGGAAAUGGCUGAGGUUACUUGCCCUUGUUAACUUCUAAAUCUAACGUUUUGAGGUUAAUGAAAGAUUUUACCAAUUAUAA